Molecule: messenger RNA, 1667 nt
Organism: Myotis lucifugus (little brown bat)
Lineage: Eukaryota; Metazoa; Chordata; Mammalia; Chiroptera; Vespertilionidae
Gene: SLC22A2
Product: solute carrier family 22 member 2
Exons: 11
Coding region: 1-1665 (554 amino acids)
Biological process (GO): transmembrane transport
Cellular component (GO): membrane
Source: RefSeq, a predicted model, not a curated record
AUGCCCACGGUGGACGAGGUGCUCGCGCACGUCGGGGAAUUCAACUUCUUCCAGAAGCAAACGUUUCUCCUCCUCGCUCUGUUCUCGGCAUCGUUCCCCCCCAUCUACGUGGGCAUCGUGUUCCUGGGCUUCACCCCCGAGCACCGCUGCCGGAGCCCGGGCGUGGCCCAGCUGAGCCAGCGCUGCGGCUGGAGCCCGGCUGAGGAGCUGAACUUCACAGCGCCCGGCCCGGGGCCCGCGGGCGAGGCCUUCCCCCGCCAGUGCCUCAGCUACGAGGUGGACUGGAACCGGAGCAGCCUGGACUGCGUGGACCCGCUGGCCGGCCUGGCCGCCAACAGGAGCCUCCUGCCGCUGGGCCCCUGCAGGCACGGCUGGGUGUACGACACGCCCGGCUCCUCCAUCGUGACCGAGUUUAACCUGGUGUGUGCCGACUCCUGGAUGCUGGACCUCGUUCAGGCGGCCGUGAACGUGGGAUUCUUUGUCGGUUCCAUGGGGAUCGGCUACAUAGCAGACAGGUUCGGCCGCAAGCUCUGCCUCUUCCUUACCAUCCUCAUCAACGCUACGUCGGGAGUUCUCAUGGCCGUUGCCCCGACCUACCUCUGGGUGCUACUGUUCCGCCUGGUCCAAGGGCUGGUCAGCAAGGCCAGCUGGGUGAUCAGCUACAUCCUGAUGACGGAGUUCGUGGGGCUGAGCUACCGCAGGGCCGUGGGGAUCGCUUACCAAGCCGCCUUCACCGUGGGGCUCCUGGUGCUCGCGGGGGUGGCCUACGCGCUGCCCCACUGGCGGUGGCUGCAGUUCGCAGUGACCCUGCCCAACUUCUGCUUCCUGCUCUAUUAUUGGUGCGUGCCCGAGUCCCCGAGGUGGCUGCUCUCCCAGAACAGACACGCCGAGGCCAUGCAGGUGCUGAGGCACAUCUCCAGGAAGAACGGCAAGGCCAUGCCCACGGGGCUCCAGUGCCUCAGACCCGAUGAGGAAGUCGGCGAGAAGCUGAACCCUUCGUUCCUGGACCUGGUCCGAACCCCGCAGAUAAGGAAGCACACCUUGAUCCUGAUGUACAACUGGUUCACCAGCUCUGUCCUCUACCAGGGCCUCAUCAUGCACAUGGGCCUCGCAGGGAGCAACAUCUACCUGGACUUCUUCUACUCCGCCCUGGUGGAGUUCCCAGCCGCCCUCCUCAUCAUCCUCACCAUUGACCGCAUUGGCCGCCGCUACCCCUGGGCUGGAUCCAACAUGGUGGCGGGGGCGGCCUGUCUGGCCUCGGUUUUUAUCCCUGAAGACCUGCAGUGGCUGAGAGUCACAGUCGCCUGCUUGGGCCGCAUGGGGAUCACAAUGGCCUACGAAAUGGUUUGCCUGGUCAACACGGAGCUGUACCCCACGUUCAUCAGGAACCUCGGGGUCCUCGUCUGCUCCUCCAUGUGCGACAUUGGCGGCAUCCUCACGCCCUUCCUGGUGUACCGGCUCACCGGCGUCUGGCAGGAGCUCCCCCUGGUGAUUUUCGCGGCGGUUGGCUUGGUCGCCGGAGGGCUGGUGCUGCUGCUGCCAGAGACCGGAGGGCAGACGCUGCCGGAGACGAUCGAGGAGGUGGAGAACUUGUGGAGACCAAGAAGAAACAAAGAAAAGAAGAUUUACCUCCCAGUCAAGAAACAAGACAUCCCCCUAAAGUGAGA